CCAAUUUUCUGACAAUAAAUCUAAUCUCCUGAUGCUGUUUUGAUUCUUCUGUAAAGACUUGACACAAUGGGUUAUUUCCUGUCAUUCUUCUGCAAUUGCAUAAUUAUUAUGGAGUAAACAAAGGGUGUGUUAUGGUCCAUCCACAUGCAUACGUGGCUGCAUGUGUGCAUUGGCGACACAAACAAACAGAGGCUCUGUCAGUACAGUAGGUGUCAGAGAGUCAUGGCGAUCUUUAACCACUUGUUGCUUGUUUCGUUGCUGCUGUCGCCGCUGGUGCUGAGCUACCCUUUUUACCCACCGACAUGCUACACCAAGGUGCUGAGCAUGGCACGAGAGCUCACCCAGUGGGCAGCGGAUUUAAAGAGGGACCCUGAAACUGGUUUCUGCAUGGCACACAUGCCAGAUCUCUACCUUGAUGUCCAUAAUGCUUGUGUGAUGUACAAAAUGAGGACCUACAUCUCCCUGGUGGAAGGCCUGCGACAGCGCCGCUGCGCUUACACUAGAGACGUGAGGAAGCUGGGUGUCACUCUGAGACAGCUCUUCAUCAUCAUGGCAGAGAAAUGUCACGGGGACUUGGUGUUCACGAUCUAUGACUGUGCUGCACUGGAGCGCUAACACACUGGAUCCUGAAAUGACAAUAUCACUGUCAAAGAAAG
This is a messenger RNA of Thunnus maccoyii (southern bluefin tuna), 656 nucleotides long. Its product is annotated as CYTL1 domain-containing protein. Gene Ontology annotation, biological process: positive regulation of transcription by RNA polymerase II. The record is from RefSeq and is a predicted model, not a curated record. Lineage: Eukaryota; Metazoa; Chordata; Actinopteri; Scombriformes; Scombridae. The transcript has 4 exons. Bases 145 to 615 code for a protein of 156 amino acids.